Messenger RNA from Linepithema humile (Argentine ant), 920 nucleotides. It is a transcript of the gene CREG, whose product is annotated as Cellular Repressor of E1A-stimulated Genes. The record is from RefSeq and is a predicted model, not a curated record. Lineage: Eukaryota; Metazoa; Arthropoda; Insecta; Hymenoptera; Formicidae.
CGCUAAUGUGUAAAGCUCACAAAGUGCAUACAGUUAGCUAUCGAUGCUCUUUUGUACUUUAUCUUCGUAAAAGAUAUCACUGAGUCGUCCGCUUCAGUUCGUUUGAAGUCGCAAGAAACACAUCGCAUCCACGAUGCUGCGAAUCGCGAGCGUAAUAUGCGUUUUGUGCGUUUUAUUGAGCGAUGCACGCAAAUACAACCCGCAAAUAAAGCGUGAAUGGGAAGAAUUCCAACAGUUUCUCGAUUGGAAAAGAACAGUGAACAACGACAUCGAAUCUCUGGUACAGAGAAUCGGAUUCGACGAAGAGAAGAGCAUUCAACUGAACAAUGCCGAAGCUCUAAAGGAUCCAUUAUUCGUGCCUAAUCAAGACGCUUUGUUGGCCCGGAACGUCGUUAAUCAGGCUGAUUGGGCAGCCGUAGCGACGAUCAGCACGCGGAGGGACAUCGAAACGUUUCCUGUUGCAAAUUUAGUGUCCAUCGGCGAUGGACCUGUUGGAAACGGAACUGGAAUACCAUACAUGUAUCUCACUCCUCUUGAUUUCACCGCUCAAGAUGUUGCUAAGGAUCAUCGCGCGACUCUUUUAGUAUCACUAGCCCAAGGAAGCUAUUGUAAAGAUAAAGAAUUGGACCCUAUGGAUCCGCGAUGUGCUAGAGUUAUGCUAAGUGGAAAGAUUAAAGCAGUAAAGAAUACGACUGCGGAACAUGAAGUUGCAAAAAAAUUAUUUUUCAAUCGUCAUCCAAAAUUGGAAAAUAUGCCUAAAGAUCAUGACUUCUUUAUCGCCAAGUUAAAAAUUGUAUCAAUCGCUUUGCUGCAUACCUUUGGUGGACCAAAAUACAUUAGUGUACAUGAUUACUUCAAUCCGACGCAAGAAAAAGGAAUUAUCAGCGAAAGAAUACAACACAUCUUAAAAUAAUGGCAAA